AUGCGCUUCCUUGCGCGCAUGCGGAACUGGGAGUUCCGUCAGUUGCCUGCAGUGCAUCGUUGUAGCCGACCAACCCGCCCGGACAAAGCCCGAAAGGUGGGCUACAAGGCCAAGCAGGGCUACUGCAUCUACCGCGUCCGCGUGAAGCGAGGAGACCGCAAGAAGCGCGUGGCCAAGGGCAUCGUCUAUGGCAAGCCAGUGAACCAAGGCAUCAACAAGUGGAAGGCCGUGCGAAACCUCCGCUCCAUUGCCGAAGAGCGCGUCGGACGCAAGUGCGGAUCCCUGCGAGUCCUGAACUCCUACUGGGUGGCACAGGAUGCGAUGCACAAGUGGUACGAAGUGGUGAUGGUGGAUCCCUUCCACAAUGCCAUCCGCAACGACCCACGCAUCAACUGGAUUUGCAAGCCUGUGAUGAAGCAUCGAGAACUGCGAGGCGUGACGGCUGCCGGGCGCAAGGCACGUGGCCUCUUGAAGAAGGGCAAGCGGGCACAGCCUGAUGCGGCUGCGCCGCUACCGGUGAGGCCGGUGCAGCUGAACUUCGGUCCCCCAGAGUCGGACUCGGUGGAGGGCUGGGAGGCUGCCUUUGGAACGGUGACGGGUACGCCAUUCCUCCAACUGACAUCGCUCGAUCCACCUGUCUUCGGAUACUGGGGUGGUGAUUACCAAAGUGCUGUGCAUGUGCAGUUGGACGCAAGUCCAAAUGGCAGCUUCAGCAUUCUGCCAGAGAAUGUGUUCCUUUGCUUGGUGUCCGUGCCCGUGGGCAGCUAUCAUCUGGAGGUGUCCGUGGGGAACGCUUCGGGGGUCGCGUCAUCCUGUUUGGAGCUCGACAACGGGGUCCGGAUAUAUGAGGGCCAAACACUUGCUGGUGCGAUCGACACGGCCUUUGCCCAGCUGCAGAAGCAGGACUUGGACUCUUGCCUCACGUUGCGCGCCUGCGCGGAGGCGGUCGUGAACAGCUGGAAGGCGACAGGGGCACAAGCGAGAGACAGGCUUCCCAGUUUGCUGAAUGCUUCGCCAGCUUUGCAUCAUGGCGCCAACCCCGAGAAACCGGAGCGCUGUCCCAGUUCGUGGGAAUUGGAGCUGCGUCGUGUGCAUGCAGACUUGAAAGAAAAGCUCGAGAAUCCACACUUCGUGGCCACUCGAUGUGAUCAAGAUGGCUCAGGAGAUUUAUCUUUCCAUGAGCUUCAGCAAGCUCUUCGGGUCUUUGGCAGAAGCUUUCAGGGGCCAGAACUGCAAGAGCUCAUGCUCGGGCAAACGUGGAUCAGCAAAGAACGCUUCGCUGAGAUCAUUGAAGCCUCUCAUCCUUCGAGACGACGAAUAGUUCCACACUCCUUGCGGGGCAUGGCUUUGGGUCAGUUGCAUCACCUCGAGACCUUGUUUGUGACAUCAGGAUGGUUGGCGAUGCAGUGCAACUCUUUCAACACCGUGAAUUCUCAAGCCAUCCUCGAUGGUAAGAUGUUCUAUCAGGCACCCAAUUUGUAUGGCCUGGACAUGUUUGUAGUAACUCCUAUGUCGAAGCCAGGACAUUGCAUGGCCCGUGAUCAGGAUCAUCAGCAAAGCAUUCCGGCGAGCACUGAACCAGCAUCCUUUUCUGAACUGCUGAAUCCACAUGGUUUGUACGUGCACUGCUUUGUCUCCCACUUUUGGGGACAUGACUUCCACAGCACGGUCAAGGCUUUGGAAAUGUGGGCAGGCACCAAACUUCGAGCUCUGGAGACUGAAGAUCCAGAAGCAGUGGUGUUUUGGAUUUGCCUUUUUGCAUUAAACCAGCACAAUGUGGCUGAGGAGGUGGGGAAGACGCCCCGGCAAGGCCCUUUCAACGCAGCCUUGUCGCAAGCCACCGGAGGAGCUGUGAUGGUUCUCGAUGCCCAAAUCAACCCUUUCAGAAGAAUUUGGUGUUUGUUCGAAAUCUCUCGGUUGAAGGACCUUGAGCGGCCUUUUGAGUUGAUUUCCGACAUGGGCUCGUUGUCGCAGCCAGAAAGCUUUCAAUGGGAGGCAGAAGCGAUUGUGAUGCUUCGAGCCACGUGUGAGGCUUUGUGGGAGGUGUCAGCGAUGAGGGCGCAGAGUUCGGUGGAGGCAGACAAGUAUGCAAUUUGGGCAGAAACUGUAAGCAAUGGCUUGAAGGGUGCGAUAGAAGCACAUGGUGCCAAAGCCUUCUUUGAUGCCGAAAUCCAAGCAUCAGGUUUGGAUGGGUUGAACUGCUUUUUUGGGAACUUCGAUCACUACGUUCGCUCGCUUCUUUCCAGCAGCGUUCUGCAGCUUUCACUCGCAAGGGCAGAUUAUGCUUCAGCGGCCAAGUGCUGCCUGCACGGAGCAUCAUUUACACGCGAGCAGCUGCAGGAAAUUUGUACAUCCUUCAGUGCAGACGGACAACGGACAGUGUGGUUGACCGAACUGCUGUCUAAAGCCACAGAUGCAACCAUGGCACAGCUACUGCUGCAGUGUGGUGCUGAUGUAGCGGCCAGAGUCAGGAAUGGCGAAACUGCUCUGCUGGGUGCAGCUCGAGGUGGCCAAGUGGCUGUGGUGAGGAUGCUGUUGCAACAUGGUGCCGACGCUGGGGCCACAAGGCAUGAUGGUGCCACUGCUCUGAUGUGUGCUGCUACAGCUGGCUACGAGCACGUGGCAAAGUUGCUGUUGCUGCAUAGGGCCAAUGCGGGGGCCAAAAGGAAUGAUGGCCUCACUGCGUUGCUUUGUGCUGCUACGGUCGGCCACGAGCACGUGGCAAAGUUGCUGUUGCACCAUGGCGCCAAUGCAGCGGCCGCAAGGAAUGACGGCUUCACCCCACUAAUGUUUGCUGCUAAGUGUGGGCACGAGCCUGUCGUGAGGCUGCUGUUGCACCAUGGUGUUGAUGUGGGGGCCACAAGGGGUGAUGGCGCCACUGCCCUAAUGGAUGCUACUCAAGGUGGCCAUGAGGCUGUGAUCAGGCUGCUUUUGCAGCAUGGUGCCGAUAAAGGGGCUGCCAGGUCGUUAGGCUGUGACAAGGCAGAACUGGAGCGCUGCAUUGAAUUCCAUAUGGAACUGCCUUCUUUUUCGCAUUUCGUUAUCAACAUGUGA
Durusdinium trenchii is the source of this 3054-nucleotide messenger RNA. Lineage: Eukaryota; Dinophyceae; Suessiales; Symbiodiniaceae. The record is from the annotation of a GenBank genome assembly.